UUCCCUCCGUGUAGCGGACAUUUGCACCACAAUCUCCCUGAUAUUCAUACCGUAGCUUGUCGAAUUUGCGCUGUCAUUACGCGCUUUAGCUCCGUUAUCGUUAGCUUGCAGGCUAACGUCAAGGAAGACCGGGGUGAUGCUAGCUAAUGUCAGCGAUGGAAAGGCAGCCUGCAACAGCCAAGUGGUACGACAGACGAGACGCUGUUUUUGUAGACUUCUGCGUGGAGGACAGUAAAAAUGUGAAAGUAAAUUUUGAAAACUCCAAAUUUGAUUUUGGCUGUGUCGGUGGAACAGAUAAUAUCAAACAACAGAAUACAGUGGACCUUUUUGGGGAGAUUAACCCCAAAGACUCCAAAUACAGACGAACUGACCGGUCUGUAUUGGUAUGUUUACGAAAAGUAGAGCCUGGGAAGGCAUGGCCGCGACUUACUAAAGACAAGACAAAGUGCAACUGGCUGAGUGUGGACUUUAAUAAUUGGAAAGACUGGGAGGAUGACUCAGACGAGGAUCUGUCAAGUUUUGACAAAUUCUCCGAGAUGAUGAAUACAAUGGGAAGGGAUGAUGUACCUGAUUUUGAUGGUGCAGGAGAAGAGCAUGAUUUUGAAAACAGCGAUGAUGAACAAAUGCCUGCCCUUGAGUAAAUACAAAUAGGUGCCACGUCAAUGAGUUGUUGAAGAGACCUCCGCUCCUUAAUGAAGUGACUGUUGAAUACACAGACAUGCACAGAGAUCCAUGGUGACAUAAAGUGCUGUUCUGUUCUGCAUGGACAAUUCUGUUCUACUGAAAAUGUUCUUGUUUGUUGACUUAAAUGACUGUACUGGGAUGCACUGAUGUCUUACACCUUUUUUCUUUUUUGCAAUCACAGAUAUAUUGAACGUUGUGAUUUCUAACAAAGAAAAUGAAAUGCUCUAAAUGCCUAUUUUCCAAAAAAGUAGAAUUUUAUUAAUGACCAUUUUCCCCUUUUAACGUUUGUUUUGUUAAUUUAGCAAGCAGGAGUUCUGCUGGAAAUGUGUUUUUUUAUGUUUGCCAAGUUUUUGAUAUUCCAACAUUUAAAAUAAACAUGCUUGUGCUCAUAAUUUAAAGUUUAUUUUCCGAUUUAUGAUACCUCCAUUAAGGUGAGUUAGUGUCUCUAUGCCAGUGUACAAAUGAUUGUAGCAGGUAAACAGAUUACAUGUCUUCCACUGGCAUACUGACGUCUCCCAAGAGUUUCCCUCAAAUGUUAAAUGAAGUUUCUAAAUGUUUGUCAAUUGUAUACACCAAAGCUAUGCUUUGGAGGUGUUUGUGUUUGAUUCAACACAUGUUCAUCUUUUGAUGCUGUGUGAGUUUGGGUAUACAUUUUUAAUAAAUUCUUUCAGACUGUUGAA
Molecule: messenger RNA, 1364 nt
Organism: Gasterosteus aculeatus aculeatus (three-spined stickleback)
Lineage: Eukaryota; Metazoa; Chordata; Actinopteri; Perciformes; Gasterosteidae
Gene: ptges3a
Product: prostaglandin E synthase 3a (cytosolic)
Biological process (GO): telomerase holoenzyme complex assembly; prostaglandin biosynthetic process; chaperone-mediated protein complex assembly
Cellular component (GO): cytosol; nucleus
Molecular function (GO): prostaglandin-E synthase activity; Hsp90 protein binding; protein-folding chaperone binding
Source: RefSeq, a predicted model, not a curated record